Nannochloropsis gaditana CCMP526 is the source of this 2011-nucleotide messenger RNA. RefSeq names its product pyruvate dehydrogenase. Gene Ontology annotation, molecular function: pyruvate dehydrogenase (acetyl-transferring) kinase activity. The record is from RefSeq and is a predicted model, not a curated record. Gene Ontology annotation, biological process: regulation of glucose metabolic process; protein phosphorylation. Bases 44 to 1543 code for a protein of 499 amino acids. The transcript has 6 exons. Gene Ontology annotation, cellular component: mitochondrion.
CAGACGAAUAUAGUGGAGGUCAAACAAAAGCUAGCACAUUGCCAUGCUAAAUACUCUACGGCUUUGCCGGCGGCCGGCAACAAGUAGCGGGACCUCCUACCCUUCCCUGCUGCUGCUUUGUAAUUUCUUUCACGGGAGACCUUCUCACAGCACCAUUAUCGAGACCGGGAGCCGUGCUCUUAACGCGACAAGCUUAAGUCGGGAACGCGGUAACCUCUACCCAUUCACACGCCAACAAAGUCGACACAUUGUAGUGUUUUCAGCGGAAUUGGGCCGUCGUCUUGGUAUCGAUGCCCGGCGACAAGCAAAACCCUCUCGACCUUCCCAGUUGAUCGUCACGGCACAGUGCUUUUUACCCUUGCAAGGCGUUGUGAUUCAACAAUUGCACCGCGAGCUUCGCACUCGCAUUGGACAUCAGAUAUUGAGGCUUCAACACGUGCUCCCUGCGAGCAAAGGAGUGGACAACCUGCUUGCCCUUCACAUCGACGUGUACGAACGCUUGUGGGCGUUGGACGAUGCCAUUGCCUGCUUGGGUAGCAAGGACAUGAAGCCCGUCGUGAUUGAGAGUUUCAACCAUUUGAUGAGCGAAAUCGAAGGUAGAAUGGCCAUGGUCGUAGAGACAUUGAUGGACGGGCUGAAGGAGAGCUAUAAGCGGCAGGCGGAGGGCGCCCCCCCGCCCCCAGGCACGGACCCUAUCACACCGAUCGUCACCUCUCAAGUGGAUCGAUUCCUGCAAGCUCGAAUAGGGAUUGCUACGCUCAUCCGCCACUACUUGGACAUCAUCAAGUCGCCGGGCGAGCAAACUUUUGUGCCCACGACCCCGGUCCUGAAUGGGGGGGGAGGGGGGAAAGACGGAGGAGCGGAGGCAGGGGAUGAGGAGGAGGCCAUGGCCGGGAUGAUACCUUCGCCCUCCUCUUCCGCCUGGCACGAAUCCCCGUACGUGGUGAACAAGCGGUGGGGCUCAGUGGUGGAAAAUUGCCGGAUCAAGGAGCUGAUCGACGAUUGCAAGGCGGAGGUCGAGGCCUUGUGCGAGCAUUACUACCAGGAACGGAUCCCGCCCGUGGUCAUCGACGAGCCUCCCGGCGCGGUCGCCACCCUCAUCCCCGCCCAUUUCCACCACACCCUGUUUGAAAUUUUGAAAAAUGCCUUCAAGGCCACGGUGGAAAGUGCGGUGCGCCGAAAUUUGAACAACAUGCCUGCUGUCAAAGUCCGGAUAUUUCCCGGGAAAGAGGAAGUCUGCGUGCGGAUCCGGGACUUCGGGGACGGGAUGUCCCUCCGCACCAUGUCCAAUGCCACCGAAUACCUCUUUACGUCCGCGGCCGAGACAUACGAACAGCAGCAGCAGCAAAUGCAACAGAGCUACCAACCGGCCAUGGAGCCGAUGCAGGGCAUGGGGAUUGGUUUGCCCGUCUCCCGGCUCUACGCCCGGCAGUUGGGGGGGAAUAUUCGCCUCAUCUCUGUCCAGGGUUGGGGAACGGAUGUGGCCAUUUAUCUGUCUCGGAAAGACUUGCCGGAGGCCAUUCCCGUCCGCGUCUUUGACUGAAGGCCUCGAGGCGGGAAAAUGGAGACGGGAGCAAGCGGUGAUCGUAGUAAUUUGUCGCGAAUUUAUACAAGGGCGAUUGAAUGAGGUGCUCUCUCUGGCAAGGAGGGAACGAAACAACAUGUGGUGUGGCAUAUGCUAGUUGCCGUGCUGUAGAUGUGCGUCCUGUUUUCGGGGGGAAACGACGAUGGAGGUGAGGAGGGUAAAAUAUGUGUAGAUAUUCAUACAUUAAAUGCAUAGACAUAUAGUCAUACAUAGAUUGAGGUGGAGGAGUGUCAGAUGGUUGGAUGCAGGGGUUGUGGUUUUUGAGGGUGUGGGGUUUCUACUCGAGCAGAUAUAUAGCUUGAACAAGAGCCUGCGAAUAGCCUUUUUUUUUCCCACCCAUUGUGAAAUAAAGAGAUACCGUAGUGAGCGUGCCUCCACUUUUGUCAUUGGUGGAAAUCUAUCAUGAAGAAUUAGUUUGUACAAAGA